Messenger RNA from Westerdykella ornata, 4941 nucleotides. Its product is annotated as DNA-directed RNA polymerase III subunit RPC1. Gene Ontology annotation, molecular function: DNA-directed RNA polymerase activity; DNA binding. Gene Ontology annotation, biological process: DNA-templated transcription. The record is from RefSeq and is a predicted model, not a curated record. The transcript is spliced from 2 exons. NCBI's taxonomy places the organism in Eukaryota, Fungi, Ascomycota, Dothideomycetes, Pleosporales, Sporormiaceae. The coding region runs from base 176 to 4609 and encodes 1477 amino acids.
ACCCAUCUCUUGCAGCCAUAAUAAACUCACUGCCGCCCCUACGCCUCUCCCCUUUUGAUCCGCACGCUCGUGCUGUGGCAGCACUAGGUGUACCACUCAGCUCGCCCGUGUGCGGCAUCUGCGAGCGCAUUUGCGCAUCGCCCGCCUUCCGCCGGCCAUAACUUCGACCUCCACCAUGACAGCAACCAACUCUCUCUUCGCUGGAGUGAAGCAGCCCGUCGUUGACAAAGUGCCUGCGCGGAUCAAACACAUACAAUUUGGCAUCUACUCCAACCAGGACAUCGUCAAUCAAGCCGUCCUUGAAGUCUCGGAUCGCAAUGUCUACGACCUCACCCCCGGUCCCGACAAUACACGCACUCAUACUUCCCACGGUCCUAUGGACCCCCUCAUGGGAAUUUCCACGAAGACUGGCAAAUGCAAAACAUGCGGUGAGGGUUUGGACACUUGCAAUGGCCACUUUGGCCACAUCAAGCUCGCCCUUCCUGUGUUCCACGUCGGCUACCUCAAGCACAUCAUUGAGGUCCUGCAUACAGUCUGUAAGGACUGUUCUCGCGUGCUACUGGAGCCCGAUGAGCGGAAACGCUUUUUGCGCAGCAUGCGCCGACCCGGGCUAGACAACCUGCAGCGCACCACCAUUGCAAGGAAGAUCAUGGAAGAGUGCCGCAAAAGGAAGACAUGCCCCUACUGCAGGGCCGUGAACGGAACGGUGCGCAAAGUGGCGGGUCAUCCACUCAAGAUUAUCCACCGCCGUUAUGAUGCCUACGACCGCUCGACGGCAAAAAUCAAAAAGCUUCCACCAGGCAAACUUGAAUUCGAUCAAUCUCUGGAGACCGCAAAAGCUGGUAACCCCGAACUGGAAAAGCACGUGAAGAAGGCCGUCGACGAUAUGCAUCCCUUGCGUGUUCUAAACAUCUUUAGGAAGAUCUCCGACGAGGAUUGCGAAUUGUUGGGCAUGAUACCCGAAGACGCACGUCCGGAGAUGCUGAUUUGGGAAUACGUGCCUGUACCGCCGGUGUGCAUCCGACCCUCGGUAGUUCAGGAAGCAGGCGCAACGGAAGAUGAUAUCACCAACAAGAUCGGCGACAUCUGUCAAAUCAGUGGCAUCAUUCGUGCUGGCCUGCGGGAUGGCUUUCCCCUCCAAGUCCUCAUGGAGCAAUGGGACUUUCUCCAGCUGCAGAUUGCGAUGUACAUCAACAGUGACGUGCCUGGUCUGAAGCAGCAAGGCUUGCAGAAGUCGAUGCGAGGCUUCUGCCAGCGCCUCAAGGGCAAAGGCGGUCGAUUCCGCCAAAAUCUUUCUGGGAAGCGCGUAGACUUCUCCGGUCGGACCGUGAUCGGGCCAGACCCGAACUUGGGGAUCGACGAAGUCGCCGUCCCAGAGCGGGUUGCCAAAAAUUUGACGUACCCCGAGAAGGUGACGGACUACAACAAGGAGAAACUCAAGAAACUCGUCAUGAAUGGAGCAACGCGUCAUCCCGGUGCCAACUAUAUCAUCUCUGCGAGGACCGGGCAGAGGAACUCGCUCGCAGCUCUUGCGAGGGUGCCAGAGAAGAGGGUGGAACGGUUGACCCGAGCUGCGAACAACCUUCAAGUUGGCGACAUCGUCGAGCGGCACUUGGAGGAUGGCGACAUUGUGCUCUUCAAUCGCCAGCCGUCACUGCAUAAGCUGAGUAUCCUCAGCCAUCGCGCCAAAGUUCGGCCGUGGAGAACUCUGCGACUGAAUGAAUGUGCCUGCAACCCUUAUAAUGCGGACUUUGAUGGCGAUGAGAUGAAUUUGCAUCUGCCGCAGACCGAGGAGGCCCGUACGGAAGCCAUCGAACUCAUGGGGGUAAAGUACAAUCUCGCCACACCGAAAAACGGAACUCCAAUCAUUGCGGCCAUCCAGGACUUCAUCACCGCUGCUUUUUUGCUGAGCAGCAAGAACAACUUCUACGACAGACAGACAUUCUGCCAGAUCUGCAAUUACAUGUUCGCGGGCGAAGGUGCCUAUGAUCCCGAUACCGGCGAAAAAUCCCCCAUAGAUAUUCCUCCGCCGGUGAUUCUCAAACCCCAGGCACUAUGGACGGGAAAGCAGGUAUUUAAUGUACUGAUGAGACCUAACAAGAAGUCCAGAGUGCUCGUAAAUCUGGAAGCAGCCGGGAAACAGUUCAAGCAUACACCAGGUCAAGCGCCGGAUCUCAAUGCCGAUGACGCCUAUCUGGUCAUCCGGAACUCGGAAGUGAUGUGUGGCGUAAUGGACAAGGCGACUGUUGGAGAUGGCAAAAAGGAUUCCGUAUUCUAUGUUUUGAUGAGAGACUUCGGGCCAGACUACGCUGUUCAAGGUAUGAACAGAUUGGCCAAACUCUCCGCACGUUGGCUGUCGAACAACGGUUUCUCCUUGGGCAUCAGUGACGUUACUCCGGGCGACAUUCUGGUGCGCAAGAAGCAGGCUCUGAUUCAGGAGGCGUACGCCAAGUGCGACAAGUUGAUCAAAGACUUCAAGGAAGGGAAACUACAGCGUGACCCUGGUUGCGAUGAGGAGAAGACAAUGGAGAAUCGGAUUGGUGGUAUCCUGUCCGGCGUUCGGCAAGCAGCAGGAGACAUUUGCUUCGAAGAGCUUAGCAGAUGGAACUCCCCGUUGAUCAUGGCCAAGUGCGGUUCAAAAGGUUCGAAUAUCAACGUAUCGCAGAUGGUUGCUUCCGUCGGUCAGCAGAUGAUUGGCGGUGCUCGUGUCGCUGACGGGUUCCAUCAUCGCACUCUUCCACACUUCCCGAAAGACGCCCGUCAACCCGCCUCCAAAGGAUUCGUGAGCAACAGCUUCUUUUCCGGUCUGAAUCCCUCGGAGUUCAUCUUCCACGCUAUGAGUGGUCGUGAAGGUCUGGUCGACACUGCGGUCAAGACUGCCGAGACCGGCUACAUGAGUCGACGUUUGAUGAAGUCGCUGGAGGAUCUGUCCGCGCAGUAUGAUGAUACCGUCAGAGACUCGUCAGGGGGCAUCGUGCAAUUCCAGUACGGUGACGACAAUCUCGAUCCAGUGGAUAUGGAGGGCAAAGCAAAGCCUGUCAAUUUCGAUCGCACUUUCUCACAUGCCAUCACCUCAACGUGGGACAAUGCUGAAGCGAGCUUGAGUCCGGCUGAGAUCCGAGAACGUACCCUUGCGAAACUGAACGCGGAGCGAAACAAAUACAUUCGGUACAAGCUUGACGGUAUGACCAAACUGGAUUACAAUGACAGGAGUGACGAGAACAUCGAUCAGAAAGAGUCGAUUCGCGAUUUCCUGGAUAUGGUGCAGGAUUACAUUUUCAAGAAGGCGGACAAGCUCGAGACAACGCUCGUUCACCUCGGUAUCAGGGAACUGUCGGCCAAGGAGCGCAAAGAGAUGCGACCUGAAGACGCAGACAAGUACAGCCUCGCAGAUGGGAUCGCCAAGAUUUCUCAAGCGGCGUUGGACACUUUCAUCGCGCUCUGCCUGACUAAGUACGAUCGCUCCAAGGUCCAGCCGGGGCAUGCAGUAGGUGCCAUUGGUGCCCAAUCGAUUGGAGAACCCGGCACGCAGAUGACGCUCAAGACUUUCCAUUUUGCCGGUGUCGCCGGCAUGUCCAUUACUCAAGGUGUCCCUCGUAUCAAAGAAAUCAUCAACGCUUCCACCACCAUCUCUACUCCGGUCAUCACGUGCGAACUGUCGAACAAGAUCAGCGAAACCGCCGCGCGCAUCGUCAAAGCCCGUGUAGAGAAAACAUAUCUCCGAGACAUCAUCCAGUAUGUUGAAGAUGUCUGGCAUCCGGACGGCGCGUACAUUGCCUUCCGCAUCGACUGGAACGCCGUCAACAAUCUCCACCUCGAAAUCACCCCUGAAGAGAUCUCCCACGCCAUCAAAACCCACAAGCCUCUCAAAUGGGGCAAGAGCGGCACCAACGUUCGUAUGGUCUCCAACGUAGUCCGCGUCGAGGUCCCAGACCCUAACGCCAGUGGGAAGAAGCGUCCCGCAUCCAAAUCGAGCCGCACCAAGCAGACCGACUUCUUCGAGCGUGUUCAGACAGUCAAGCAGCUCAUCCCGGACGUCGUCAUCAAGGGUUUCCCAGACUGCGAGCGUGCCAUCAUCAAGAAGGACACUACGCCCAACGCCCAAGGCUUCUACGAAUGCCAGCUCUUCGUCGAAGGCUACGGUCUCAAAGAGUGCAUGACCACCCCGGGUAUCGAGCCCUACAAAACGAAAUCGAAUCACGUUAUGGAAGUCAAGAAGGUACUGGGCAUCGAAGCCGCGCGGGCCACCAUCAUCGCCGAAAUCGGGGAAGUCAUGAAAUCCAUGGACAUCGAUCCCCGCCACAUGCAGCUUCUCGCCGACGUGAUGACGUUCAAAGGGGAAGUGUUUGGCAUCACGCGCUUCGGUCUGCAAAAGACGAGGGAUAGUGUUCUGCAGCUGGCCAGUUUCGAGAAGACGCCUGAUCAUCUGUUUGAGGCGGCUGCUAAGGGGAAGAUCGAUAAGAUUGACGGCGUGAGCGAGUGUAUCAUCAUGGGCCAGCCUGUGAAGCUGGGGACGGGCGCGAUGGGCGUGAUUCGGAGGUUGAAUUUGAAGGAGGGCGAGGUGGGGGCGAAGAGGACUAUGUUCGAGGAGGGAUGGGAGGCGCUGUAGGCGAGGGCUUGAUUUGAGGUGGAAAUGGUUUUCGAGGCAUAGCAUAUUGGUUGGUGUUCUGGAUUGGAUCUAGGCUAGCAUUUCAUGGCUGCAUGACAUGGCGCGCAUGGGCGGCAUAUACCACGUUUGUCAAUUUACGCUUUUCUCUCAUUCUGGGUUGCCUUUGACAUCGUGUGUAGGUUGGCGGUCGACAUGGAUUCGACGACUGCGCUCUGGGAUUUUCGUUGAAGUAGCGGGACUCUAUUGCCGGAAUUAUCUGAAAUAUGUACGAAUAUAGCGGUACAUGAGCAAUGUCCAUAUGCAUUACCAUUAUGUAGCUUCCCCAUAUAUAC